AUGGUGAGCGUCGCCGCCCAAGUCCUCCGCACGCCACGUAUGCUCGCACGCAUCUGCGUCUACCAAGCCGGUGUGGCGAACAUGGCGCUCGGCAACCCACUGCACUGCCGCGCCAUCGCGCUCGGCAGCUACACGGACGAGCCGCCUCGCCCCGACGACGCCACGAACAUGCACUCCUGGAUCACGGUCCAUGGCGUCGAUGAGCUCGCUUCGCUCUGCGUGCCCCAUCUCUUUGCACACGCGAUUGCAUGCGGCGAUGUCAUUGUGCUUCAGUGGCUAAUCGACCGAGAGUUGGUCAUGUGGACCAAGGAGCUGCUCGUGCUGGACGCUUAUGGCUGCAAGGCGUGCCCUUAUGCAGUCAAGGAUCUCGGCCCUGCAAUGAAGAUGCGCAGUCGCCAGAUCGUCUAUCGGGCAGCAGCCAAGGGCCAACUCGAGUUGCUGGGCAUUCUUAUUGGUUUGGGCUUGGCUACCAACGACAUUUGGGCGGCAGUGUGCGCUGGUGGCCGCGUUGACGUCGCCGAGUACGUCAUCGCGCAAGAACUUGGUGCAUGGGACGACACUUACAUCAACGUCGCCGCCAAGAACGGUCAUUUUGAGCUGCUGCAGUACCUCCUCCGUCUCGGCUACAGCGGCGUCAACCGGGAGACGCUCAGAUUGGCCAUCGCCUUCGACCAUCUAGCGACUGUUCAAGACCUCCUCGCACGUCAUCCCUCACCAAAGGUGCUGCUGAAGCAUGCGCUUAUUGACGCGGUCGAGUGUGGCCGAUUCAGCAUUCUUCGCUGGCUGUGCACGCAGCCGGAAGCUUGGGCGUUCUUGGGCAGCGCGGAUGCGACGGCCGUGUACUGCUGCGCGUCCGACGCCAUCGUUCAGUGCAUCCGUGACGCGAUGGCCCAGUACGCUUACGAGCAGUGCAUCAACUCUGUGCUCCUCUCCGCCAACCUCUUGAAGAUCAUCGUCGCGUAUCAAGCCGGAGUCGACGAGAGUACCGUCGCGUUGCACGCGCUCUGCGACGACCUUGCUCUCUACCGCAACUACGACCGGCACGUGCCCACGGCCAGUGCAUUCGCAGUGUACCACGAGGCGUUUGGUCGCUGGCUGGCGCGCCACGACCUCGGGCAGCUCCACCGCUUGUGCCAACCCCAUCUCUUUGCCUACGCGAUGGCACUUGGGGAGAAGGAUCUUCUUGCCGCGCUCGGCCUCCGGCUUCUCGUGCCGACGCGACGUGUGGAGCUCAACGGUCGUGGUCGCCGCCUCUGCGCAUGUGCCCAGACCGUGCUGGGGCUCCAUGCCACGGUCACGUAUUGUGGCGUCGUCGAGCACGCGGCCGAGUUUGGCCACGUCGACGUUCUCAGCAUGUACCACGCGGCUGGCUUUGGCAUGGCCGACGUCUGGAGCCGCGCGAGCUACUUUGGCCAUAUGAACAUUGCGCAGUUCGCCCACGAUAACCAAAUUCCAGGGUGGCAGCCGCACUUUGUGUACAACGCAGCGAACGCGGGCCACCUCGAUGUGGUUCGGUUUGUGCACGAGCACAACUACGACGGCUUCAACGACGACACGGUCCGCGGCGCCGUGCACAGUGGCCAGACCGACCUCGUUUCGUUCUUCUUGACGCACCGCGAAGGCGCGAUGGCCAAGUCCUUGAAGGCGGCGGCCGAGACAGACAAUGUCGACAUGCUUCGGUGGCUCGUCGAGCAGCCUGGCGCGGCGGCGCACUUGGAUACAACCGCAGUGCACGCGUACACGACGCGGAGCUAUCGGUGCGCGGCGCUGCUGGCACACGACCAUCGAACGUCCCCGACGUUGAUUGCGCUCUACGAACGCAGCCUCAAGCGCAAGGCGUCCGAGAUAUCGGAGGGCUAUUAG
Saprolegnia parasitica CBS 223.65 is the source of this 1863-nucleotide messenger RNA. RefSeq lists its product as hypothetical. The record is from RefSeq and is a predicted model, not a curated record. The transcript has a single exon. NCBI's taxonomy places the organism in Eukaryota, Oomycota, Saprolegniomycetes, Saprolegniales, Saprolegniaceae. Bases 1 to 1863 code for a protein of 620 amino acids.